Messenger RNA from Vitrella brassicaformis, 874 nucleotides. Lineage: Eukaryota; Vitrellaceae. The record is from the annotation of a GenBank genome assembly.
CUUAAUGGCACAUCGGCCAUUCAUACGCGUGCGACACCAAUGUCCUUGAAUUUGCUGCCUCUGCCCCUAUGCUGCCUUCGCCAGCGGCACUCAGGCUUGACCGUGGUCACGGUGGGCCCCAGUGCCACCGAGGAAGUCAAGCAAGAUGCAGCGGCAACCGAGUCCGUCGUAGGCGCACAUCAACACCAUACACGCCACCCCACAUCAGAAUGUGGGGUGGCGAUCGUUCACAGAUAUCUGCGAUCGUUCACAGAUAUCUGCGAUCGUUCACAGAUACAUACGUCAACUCAAAACAGGCAGCAGACCACUCACUACUGCACUGCAAAGGUGCCAACCCUCGCAUCGGACCACUGUGACAAACACACCGCUUCACUCUGACAGCCCCGUGCUCGAUCAAUCAGCCACAUACAUACAGACAGCAAGUCUGACAGCGGGCAACUCCAGCACUUGUAAGCUCCACAGCUGGCUCAGAAUCGGUAGUAGGGGUCGAGCUUCUGAAAGGGCAGUCUUGCCGCCACCGGGUCAUACUCCUGCACAUAGUCCACCAUGGCUGCAUUCUUGAGCGCCGCGUCCAGCUCCGCCUCGUGGCACCGCUGCUUGUCCUGGUACCUCUUGCGGCUGGCCAGGGCAAUGGCCUCUGAGUCGAACCAUGCCGUCUUGACGAACAGGUAGCUGAGCUGCAGGGGGUAGAUGGCGAGGCCCAGCCCCGCGCCGAAGAGGAUGGAAUGAGCGACGGAGGGGCCUCGGAAGAUGUUGUUGAAGAUGGCCACGGCGCCGCUCUGCAGCCGACUGGCGAAGGUUGGGGGAGGCGUCGCCAUACUUGGGCAGCGCAGCACAAACAGAGGCAGAUCUGCAGCGGAUGUGGAUCUCCAAC